Molecule: messenger RNA, 872 nt
Organism: Triticum dicoccoides
Lineage: Eukaryota; Viridiplantae; Streptophyta; Magnoliopsida; Poales; Poaceae
Product: protein GLUTAMINE DUMPER 3-like
Exons: 2
Coding region: 86-598 (170 amino acids)
Biological process (GO): regulation of amino acid export
Source: RefSeq, a predicted model, not a curated record
ACCAGUCAAGAACAGCAGAAAACCAACUCACACAUACUUGCUCCCAGUGCUGAGGAGCAACAUAUCAACAAGAAGUGCAGAAACAAUGAGACCAGGGGCAGGUUUCAAUGCGACGGCGGCAGCAACGAAGGCUGCGGUAGCCCCUCUGGCCGCCGGCGCCGCGCACUCCGCGUGGCACUCGCCGGUGCCGUACCUCUUCGGUGGCCUGGCCGCGAUGCUCGGACUCAUCGCCUUCGCCCUUCUCAUCCUCGCCUGCUCGUACUGGAAGCUGUCCGGGUACCUGGAGGGCAGCGCCGGCCGCGGCCACGACGAAGGUUCCGCCACCGACGGCGCCAAGCUGGUGGCCUCGGACCAGGCGCCAGCAGCGUGGGAGGAGAAAGUACUGGUGGUCAUGGCCGGGGACGUGGAGCCGACGUACCUGGCCACGCCCAUGUCAAGCAGAGACCGUAGCAGCAAGGGAGAAGAGGAGGAGAAGAAGGUGUCUGUGGUCGCCAUGGCUAGCAUCAAGGAUGCUGGUAAUGGUGAGCACAGUCGGAACCAGAUGGAGAGCGUAACCCCGAGCCAUGUUUUUCGUGGGGUUCUUCAAUUUUUGCAAUGACCAACUGGACUAGAUCAGCAAUCAAGGUUAUGUUUUGUGGAAUUACGGCAUGAGAAAUGCAGGUUUUGAUAAGCUUUUUGUCACCUGAGAAAUAGUUGGUGCUCUGUUUCCUUUCCUUUUGUUUUCUUGCUCUGAGUAAUGGAAAUGAGCAUAUUUUUCUUCUUUCUCCCCAUGCUCUCUAUCGUGGCCAAUAGGCCCCGUGUGUGUGUGGAGGAAUCAGCAGGUAGGGCACACACAUGGCAUGUACUACGUAUGAGUAAACCAAAGGCAAAGU